Molecule: messenger RNA, 1174 nt
Organism: Eruca vesicaria subsp. sativa (arugula)
Lineage: Eukaryota; Viridiplantae; Streptophyta; Magnoliopsida; Brassicales; Brassicaceae
Source: the annotation of a GenBank genome assembly
AUGGAGUCAGGAAAAGCGCAGUCAUCAGUCAUCAAUGCAUGGAAGGAACAAAAAAUAGCAAAGGUGACGAACAAGACUGAGAAGAAGCUCCUUGAGAUUUCAGCAUGGGAAAAAAGGCAAACAGCAAAGAUCGAAUCUCAACUCGCUAGUACCCAGAGGAAGAUGGACAGUAAGAAAAUGGAGAAAGCAGAGAAACUAAGAAGGAAGAAAGCAGCAGUUCAUGCAAAAGCACAAGAGAAGAAGGCAUGGGUUCAAACCCGACGCGCUCAACAGAUACUCGAUGCAGAAGACGAAGCUGCUACUUUUCAAGCCAGGGGUCAGGUUCCCAAAAAGUCAUCUUUCAGCUGCUUCUGAUAGCAGCAUAUUAAUUAAUAACCUAUGUUACAGACUAUGAUUACCUAUCUUUUGUACGUGUGACUGUUUUCAUAUUGCUUGUGUUGGUCAUGGAACAAGAGUGCUAAAAUCAUUGUCUACAGAUCAAAACCCUGAAUUAUCAACCUACUGACAGCACAGCAAAUGCUAAAAUCUGCAACCUAGGUGAAUGGAGAAAGGAAAGAAUAUCAUCUUUAGGUCUCAUAAAACUCAUUAUUGAAGUUUGGAAAGCUGCAAACAAGGCAUAAAAGAGUCAAGAAACCACCCGCUUCUUGAAGACGCAUCACAACACUGACCACAGUCUACGACAAUGACAGAAACAUAGCACAAAACGACUUGUCAACAAAAAAAUAAACUAGAUAAAAGACUCCCACUUCCACGCAUUUCACACCUUCCAGGCCUUGUCUAUAUGUAGUUGAUUAUUUAGAAAGAAGGGAAAUCCAAAGACACAUAAAACAUGCUGAUGGUAAGAGGCAGAAUCUGAAGACUUUGGGUUCUGGUUGUCAUGCACUGCUAGAUAACUCACACAUUGCAUCAACCAACCUGAAACAUUACACAAAUUCAAAUAAUAUUUUAGGGAUCUCUCUUAUAUCGGGAGUAAACCUAAAGCAACAGAGCUUUUCUAGUGCAAACGGACGAGAAUAAAGAAUUGGCCUCUAUAUGCAUUAAACAAACGAGUGAUGGUCUUCCAAACAACACUAUGUAUUGUAUACUGUAAUAGACAUAAUCCUAGAAUCCUGAGUUUACAUGAAGUAAACGACUCCAAUGUUAGGAGUAAUUAAAUUGUGUCAGUAAGUUCAUA